Arthroderma uncinatum is the source of this 1110-nucleotide messenger RNA. RefSeq lists its product as uncharacterized. Gene Ontology annotation, cellular component: Golgi membrane; endoplasmic reticulum membrane; COPII-coated ER to Golgi transport vesicle. Gene Ontology annotation, molecular function: D-mannose binding. Lineage: Eukaryota; Fungi; Ascomycota; Eurotiomycetes; Onygenales; Arthrodermataceae. The transcript has 7 exons. The coding region runs from base 1 to 1110 and encodes 369 amino acids. Gene Ontology annotation, biological process: endoplasmic reticulum organization; Golgi organization; endoplasmic reticulum to Golgi vesicle-mediated transport. The record is from RefSeq and is a predicted model, not a curated record.
AUGGCACGAUUCCAGGACAUUGGCAAAUCUGUUGUCUGGGCAUUGAUAUCUGCUGCACUUUCCCAGGCGAGCUCGGUUGUUGAAAGAUCUAGUUUCGGGAAUGGACGACGGAUAUCCCAUGGCGGUGCUGGCUUGACAGGAUGGCUGGUGUCUGGCUCAGAUCUUUGCCUUACUAUCCAGCUGUCCGAUAGAAUUAUCUUGACUCCUCCGUACCCCGGCAACAAACGAGGCGCAUUAUGGGCUGAAGAAAUAAUACACGACCCGGAAUGGAGUGCGGCAUUCGACUUCAGAGCAAAUGGCGAGGAAAGGAGCGGCGGUAACCUUCAGGUCUGGUCUAGCGCCAAUGUCGACGGUCUUGCAUUUGGCCACUGUGAUUAUCAAUACCGCAAUCUAGGACGACCAUCGAAGCUGCAGAUAAAACAAUCAACGCGGGAAUUCGAGGUGUUGAUCGACGGAAAUACCUGCUUCAAGACAGCAAAGGCCUUCGUUCCCCCCGGGAAUGUGUUCGGUAUCACAGCUGCGUCGGCAGAAAGCCCUGACUCCUUUGAAGCCUUCCGCUUCGUUGCUACCUCUCAAUCUUCGAGUGAAGCCAACCGAAAAAAGGAGAGGAACUAUGAAGCUCAACAUAGACCUCCACCAGCCAAGGAUGAGAAAGCCCCUAGUGGUGGUAACAUUGAUGGGCAGGUUAAGGAUCUUCAAAAUCGACUUCAAACAAUUUCCAGCGCAACUACCAAGCUGAUGGAAGAAUUGCAUGCGCUAUCAGCUACCAAUGCGGAUCGGAUGAAGGAAAUCAUCCGUAUCAUUGCACACCGUGAUCAAGUGAGCAGUGUAGACCAGAGAAUUCAGAGAAUAGAGCGAAUGGUCGAGACUAUGCAGAGAGAAAUAGAGCGCAAGGAUUACCAACACCAGUUCAAGCAAUUACAGGAUUUGCUACACAACUCCCAUUCUGGCCUAUUGGAUAACCUCCAGGAGUCAUCUCAUCGCAUCCUCUCCUCGGCCCCACGCAUGGGCUUUUUCAUCUUCCUCAUCAUUGCCGUCCAGCUGCUGCUCGCAGCCGCUUACGUUCUCUACAAGAAACGUCGAUCAGGCAUGCCAAAGAAGUUCCUAUAA